Dovyalis caffra is the source of this 1092-nucleotide messenger RNA. NCBI's taxonomy places the organism in Eukaryota, Viridiplantae, Streptophyta, Magnoliopsida, Malpighiales, Salicaceae. The record is from the annotation of a GenBank genome assembly.
AUGACCCCAGUUUGCCCAUUUGUGAAAGCUUCAAGGCCUGAUGAUGGAUCAUCAAGAAAACCAGGGGAGUGUACGAAUAAACACGCGGCCGAGCAUGAAGGAGGAGGCGAGGCAAAGAAAGAGUCUGGCGGCGAAUCUGCUACCGUUUCGCCUAAAUGCCCACUUGGAUACGAUUCUCAAACAUUUAAAUUGGGACCUCUUAGUUGUAUGAUAUGCCAAGCACUUCUGUUUGACUGUAGCAAAUGCGUGCCUUGUUCUCAUGUAUAUUGCAAAGUGUGUAUUUCGCGAUUUAAGGACUGUCCGUUGUGUGGAGCUGAUAUUGAGAAGAUUGAAGCUGAUACGGAUCUCCAGAGUGUAGUUGAUCGGUUCAUUGAUGGUCAUGCUAGAAUCAAGAGGUCUCGUGUUGACACGGAUAAAGAGGGGGAAGUAGGUGAGAAUAAAAAAGUGAUAUAUGAGGAUGUUUCUUUGGAGAGAGGUGCUUUCUUGGUGCAACAAGCCAUGAGGGCAUUUCGUGCCCAGAAUGUGGAAAGUGCUAAAUCAAGACUGAGUCUUUGUGCCGAAGACAUCCGAGGUCAGAUAGAAACAGCGGGCAACACAUCGGAAUUGUGUUCACAGCUUGGAGCAGUGCUGGGAAUGCUUGGGGACUGCUGUCGAGCAAUGGGGGAUGCUGGUUCUGCAGUUACAUACUUUGAAGAGAGUGUAGAAUUCCUAUCAAAAUUGCCUGCAGCUGAUCUGGAGAUAACGCAUACACUUUCUGUUUCACUUAAUAAAAUUGGAGAUCUCAAAUAUUAUGAUGGAGAUCUGGAAGCUGCAAGAUCUUAUUAUAUCCGAUCUCUCAAUGUGCGACGUGAUGCCAUCGAACAUCAUCCUAGUGUUUCAUCCCAGACUCUGGAUGUGGCUGUUUCCCUUGCAAAAGUUGCCGAUGUGGACAGGAGUAUUGGUAAUGAGGAUGCUGCACUUGAUAGAUUUCGCGAGGCCAUAAAAUUGUUGGAAACUUUGACAUUAAAACCUGAAGAAGCUGGUCUUGAGCAACGGCGCCUUUCAGUGCUGGAAUUUCUUAACAAUCAACUUGCAGAGAAGCGGUCAGAUUGA